Messenger RNA from Heterobasidion irregulare TC 32-1, 2598 nucleotides. RefSeq lists its product as uncharacterized. The record is from RefSeq and is a predicted model, not a curated record. The transcript has 7 exons. Bases 1 to 2598 code for a protein of 865 amino acids. Lineage: Eukaryota; Fungi; Basidiomycota; Agaricomycetes; Russulales; Bondarzewiaceae.
AUGUUGACCGCUAUGUUCGAGGCCAUUCCUCUUCACUGUCAGGGCGCGUAUGUUGCGCGCAACCGUGGGGGACGCCAUGUCCCCCAAGACAUAGCUGGCUACAGUCAGCCCUAUGAUGCGCGCCUGCGCUUCAGAUCGUGCGAGGCGGGCUCGCUGCUCCCUGUCAUGUCUGCCCACCCCGACCCGUCGUUCUUCACCUCCCCCUUCCAGUUCCCCGCGACAAACCCCUUCGCCCUACCAACAUGGGCAUCCUCAUCGACGCCGGUACUUGCCCUUCAUCUCCAGGUACCGCAUGCGCGCGCACUGACUCCCACGUCCGUCCCUGACGUACAGAAAGGGUCGCUCAGCCCCUCCCCAGAAGGACUCCAAUCCCCCGUCAUCCCCGCCGCACCUCUCAACACCGCCGCACCCCUCAACACCGCCGCACCCGUCACCCCUGCUGCGCCGGAUAUCGUCAUCUUCACCGCUACCCCAGCAGUACCCACCACCCCCGUCGUCCCCGCCACCGAUGUCAUUCCGAUGGAACGCGUCACACCGACGAAUGCCCAACGUUCGAAGUACUCGGCAUUGGAGGGCGCCGUGAGGCCCCUCACGGGUCCUUGUGUGGAUAUGGCGCGCACCGUCAUCGAGGCGCGACUCGACCCGCGGUGGGACCCAUCGGUCUUCCGGCGGGAGACGAGAAAGCGAGGGGUGGAUGCGCAGGAGCAGUCUUCGCCGAAGAGGGCAAGGGUGGAGGAAGGGAUGGAAGAGGCGAUUGCAGGGGUGAGAGCGGAGGGGGCCGUAAGUGCAGAUGAAGGGGAAAAUGGGAAGGUGAAGGCGAGGCAGCUCGACAGUGGAGCGGGGAGCGAGAGGAGUGAAGGGGCUUGGUCCAUGGAGAGCAGGUUCAGGCCCAUCGCGCCCAUGCCUUCGCCGGGGCCAGUCCAUGCAGCUGGAGGGCUGCACCCUAUACUUAUGGUCGUUCCACAGGUGAACGGCAACGCCCUCACACAACACAACAAUACAUCAACAACGUCCACCCACAGGGUGGACAACCCCGCAGGUGAGUUCGUCGUCGAGCCUGUACCGCUGCCUAGCGGAGGGCCUUCGACAUCGACACCUGCGGAUGACGAAGACGAGGCUGGAGAGCCCGAGGAUCACGAUCAAGAUGGGCACCAGCACCAGCUCGGAGACGAGUCCAGCCUCAGCAAACGUGAGGCCGCCGUCGUGAUCGACGAGAAGAUCUACGGCGGGGACCCACUGCGCUGCCUCGCGUGCAACAACAAGUCGUUUGCGCGCAAGUACGAUCGCAGACGCCACGUCGUCACCGUCCACUACCUCGGCAAGAUCCCAUGCGACUGGUGCGAUCUCUUCUUCUACGCACGCCGGGAUGGGGUCACUCGUCACAAGGACGAGAAUUGUCCAGCCAGGGACUUCGAAGAUCGGCACACCAACCCAAGGAGAUGGUUCAUGGCCUGGCUGACCGGAACGUGUCGUAGCAGGAUGAUUAUUCGCGGUCUUGCUUCUGUCUUGCUCGACUUGCUCGAACUAACAGGCGGGGGUGGAGUGACUGUACUGAGUACUCUUGUAUCUCUAUUUCCUUCUAUCAUUUUUCUCAACAAUCCAGAAUUAAACAAAUAUCCACAAAACCCGUGUGCACUGAACAAAAUCGAGCUGUAUCUCACAUUUCCUGCGCACCGCUCCUCCCCUUCAGAGGGAAAAUGUGGGUCCACCGUACCACACUCCUACGCAAACCGACAUCAGACGCGCCCAUGUUUUCCCACUCCACAAUUCUGUAACGUCCGUGCAAGGCCGAUCGAGUACCUCUAUCGCAGCGUAAAGCUUUUUCUGGCCGGCGGCACAUCUUUGGACACAGAAAGAGAAGAAGACAGUGCCUAUCGUUGGCUUGUCUGCGGCACUCAACUCAUCAACGGCGCUAUGUCAAGCGGCGGAGUACCAGAAAAAGGGAGGGGACAGCCGAACCAAAAGAUAGUGUCAGGCUCCGGCGACCCGGCCGCGUCAAUGUCAUCAUGCGUGCAAGAAUUCGACAAAAGGCAGCAUCCCGCUACUCAGCUAGGGAGCCUCACGAUUGCGAGGGCGGGUGGACCGGUUGUGGUUCGAGAUAACGCUAUGGUCUCGCCUGGUUGUCUCGCGUCAUGCAUAGCGGAAGCAGCACAGCUAAGCAAAGAGGAAAUCGCCAAUAGGACUGUACCCGCAAACAUUGUGCAAGUGUCGCGGGGGGACGACCGAGGCUUGAAUACGCUGUUCCGGGCUGAAGAUUACGAUAUGGAGGUCGCGAAGGCGAGAAUGGGCACACAAGCGAGCGAGAGGGAAAAAAUGAAGGUCAACACCUGGGGAGCGAGAGAGGUGACCGGACUGAGCAGAAGCGACGGCUGGGAAGAAGAUGAUCUUGAACAACGGAUCCACAGAUGGCACAGAGAUAUUGUACAUAAUCUUGACAUGAAGCUUGGAUGCCCUGUGAACCGAAGAGGCUCAGGCUUGAGUCUUGAACAGCGUCUUCGUUUGUGUGCUUCCAACGACGGGACAAUGUGGACACAAUAUAGCAAUGAUCAGAGCGAGGUCCAAGCUGGCACCGUUCGAAUGACAAGAUACGACGCGUAG